Messenger RNA from Stereum hirsutum FP-91666 SS1, 411 nucleotides. RefSeq lists its product as uncharacterized. The record is from RefSeq and is a predicted model, not a curated record. The transcript has 4 exons. The coding region runs from base 1 to 411 and encodes 136 amino acids. Lineage: Eukaryota; Fungi; Basidiomycota; Agaricomycetes; Russulales; Stereaceae.
AUGGACCGGAUCUGCGAGGUGAGGAUUCGGGAGUCCACCUCAGAACGCUUCGGCAUAUCCAUCGCAAAGUGUCUCGUUCUUCGAGAGCGACUGACGAAUCUCCCGAACUUAGACAAGCCGCCUUCGACACGGAUUCAGAGGGUGCUUCGUACACCCAGGUACACACUGUGGCGCAAAGUUGUCCAAACCCGAACGCCACACGAUCCAACGCCUCCGCCAGCUCGACCUUCAUCGACGGUUCAUCUACCUACACCCAACGAAACCGUCGGUGCAGGCGGCGUUGUAGAUUUUCCCUCUGGAGAGGAAUACGUCCUCCAGCUCGGAAAUCAUGCGGAUAUUGUUGCGGUCGGAGAAGUUGCGGUCGAAAGUGUUCAGUUCUGUCGACUCAUGAAAGGGACGAGCGUGUUCUAG